AUGUCUCAUACUCCCCACACCCCGCCGCUCUCCGCGGCCCUCGAGUCCUUUAACCACUCGGCCAAGCCCGAGGCUGAUGCCGCUGCCGCCGCCAACGGUGACGUUCCCGACGAUGUUGGCCUGGACCUUUCCCUGAUGAAGAAGAAAAAGAAGAAGAAGACCAAGGAGGCCGGCGACGAGGCCGGCGACGAGGCUGCCGCUGAAGACGGUGGUCUUGAUCUGUCGAUGAAGAAAAAGAAGAAGAAGAAGGUCAAGGAAGGUGACGAAGACGAGUUCGCCGCCAAGCUCAAGGCCCUCGAUAUCGAAGGCAAGGAAGAAGCCGCCGAGGCCCCCGAGGCUGCUGUGCAAGAAGGAGACAUGGAUGCCGGCACCGGCAUCUGGGCUCACGACGACACUAGGAUCAUCUCGUACAACCCCCUCCUCAAGCGAUUCUUCGCCCUCCUCGCCCAGAAGAACCCCGACCACGCUCUCAGCGGCACCAAGAGCUACAAGAUCCCCCCUCCUCAGUGCAUGCGUGAAGGCAACAAGAAGACCAUCUUCGCCAACAUUGCUGAGAUUUGCAAGCGUAUGAAGCGAACCGACGAGCACGUUACCGCCUAUCUGUUCGCCGAAUUGGGAACAAGCGGUUCCGUCGAUGGCAGCAGGCGGUUGGUUAUCAAGGGUCGUUUCCAACAAAAACAGAUUGAAAACGUGUUGAGGAAAUAUAUCAUCGAAUACGUCACUUGCAAGACUUGCAAGUCUCCCGACACCGAGCUCAGCAAGGGAGAGAACCGUCUUUACUUUAUCACAUGUAACUCGUGUGGAUCGCGUCGCAGUGUCACUGCCAUCAAGACUGGUUUCUCGGCCCAGGUCGGAAAGAGGAAGAAGCUCCCGUAA
Messenger RNA from Scedosporium apiospermum, 876 nucleotides. Its product is annotated as Eukaryotic translation initiation factor 2 beta subunit. Gene Ontology annotation, cellular component: eukaryotic translation initiation factor 2 complex. Gene Ontology annotation, biological process: formation of translation preinitiation complex; translational initiation; formation of cytoplasmic translation initiation complex. The record is from RefSeq and is a predicted model, not a curated record. The transcript has 2 exons. Lineage: Eukaryota; Fungi; Ascomycota; Sordariomycetes; Microascales; Microascaceae. Bases 1 to 876 code for a protein of 291 amino acids. Gene Ontology annotation, molecular function: translation initiation factor binding; translation initiation factor activity; mRNA binding.